This is a messenger RNA of Caenorhabditis elegans, 2075 nucleotides long. It is a transcript of the gene mfsd-6, whose product is annotated as Major facilitator superfamily associated domain-containing protein. The transcript is spliced from 10 exons. NCBI's taxonomy places the organism in Eukaryota, Metazoa, Nematoda, Chromadorea, Rhabditida, Rhabditidae. Gene Ontology annotation, cellular component: membrane. The coding region runs from base 3 to 1895 and encodes 630 amino acids. The record is from RefSeq and is marked reviewed.
GUAUGGAGAACCAUGUUGGUGAGAGGACGGUGAAUAUAUUUGGGAAGGUGUUCCCGAGGGAUGCAUUCAUAUGUCGUCUUUUUUAUUUAUCAUUUUUCGCCAGUUUCGGAAGUUUGUUCCCACUUCUAGCAGUUUAUUUCAAGCAGUUGGGAAUGACAGCGGCCCAGGCUGGCUUCCUCAUCGGCUCAAGACCCAUCGUGGAGUUCCUUUCUGGACCAUUUUGGAGCCAAUUUGCCAGUCGUUUCAGAAAGCAAAAGCUUCUGCUUUUGUUCUCAUUGGGAUCCCUAGUGCUCUUCACUUUGGGAAUUGGACUAGUUCAACCAGUAACUCCGUAUUGUAUAGUCUACGUGCCAGAAGGCAAUAAAACAUGCCAAACUAUGUUAGCCCCGGCUGGAAAAAUCAUUCGAGGUGGAGCUCUUGGAAUGCUCAAAGAGACACUUGUUGGUGGAUCAACUAGACCUGCCAGGCAGAGGAGGCAAACUCAGAGUCCGCUCGUGGAAAAAAUUAUCGAUUUGAGCUCAUUUGAUAGUGAAGAAGAUACAGUUGCUGGAAUUGCACCGGAGUAUAUCACAAGGGAUAGGGUUUGCAACUACAACGAAGACAACUAUGGAAUCCUUGUCUCACCUCCUCACUCAACUCGUGUCUACCGUCAACCAGCAGUUGAACAAGCUUUCAUGCUUCUUCUCAUUCUUAUCUGCCUUUGUGAAUUCUUCUCAGCUCCUGCUUUACCUCUAGCAGACGCAGCAACUCUACACUCGGUACGGGAUAAUCCAGCCGAAUUCGGAAAGAUUCGAUUGAUGGCAUCAGUUGGUUGGGGAUUCGCUAUGUUCAUUAUGGGAAUAGCACUCGAUUAUUCGGAUACAUUCCGAAAUCAUCCAUGUCCUGCUGAAAAUACAACAGAGAAAAAUUAUACGUUAUGUUUCGUAAUGUGUGUCAUAUUUAUGUUGGCUGCCAUGGGAUUGGCCAGUAAAUUCAAGUUUGAUGAUGAUGUUCCCGCACCCGGAGAGGUUCAUGGAUUGGUUAUGGAUACGAGAGAAGCUGAAGUUUCACAUGUUGUUGCUGAGAAAGCAAGGGCGAGAAUCACGCAGUCGGAAGGUGGUGGUGGAAGUGAAAAUAGUCUACUGCUUGCAAUGAAGGCUCUUGCAAGUAUGCAUAUUCUUCUAUUCUUCGUAUCAGUCGUUGUGAUGGGCGGUGGAGCUGGUUUGGUGUUCAGUUUCCUUUACUGGCAUCUUCAGGACAUUGGAGGAUCACCGGUGCUUUUUGGAAUUCUAUCUGUGGUCAAUCACGCAUCCGAGAUUAUCACAUAUUUCUAUGUUUUCAAACUGAUUAAUAAGUAUGGACAUGUCCGCGUCAUGUACCUGUGUCUGGCUGUCAAUUUCUUCCGUUUCAUGGCACUCUCAAUUCUUGAUAAUCCAUGGAUGGUCCUUCCACUUCAGAUCUUGCAGGGAGCUUGCCUCGCCACUGUCUGGUCUUGCGCAUCAUCGUAUAUUUCGCUUGUUGCUCCACCACACGCCAAACAACAUGCUCAAUAUGCUCUUCAAGUAGGGUAUCACGGAAUUGGAAAAGGUCUCGGAUCAAUAAUUGGUGGAUCCGUGAUCUCGAUCAUUGGAACACGAACAACUUUUGUGAUUUAUGGAUUGAUUUGUCUUGCGACAUGUGCUGGAAGUUUUGGUCUGAAUAAGCUGUUCAAGUAUGAAGGAAUCAAGUAUGGAGCUGGGAAUUUCGAAGAAGAAGAUAUGGAUAUUAUGGCACCACAAGGAGUCCCGAUGGCUCGGGAUGGAAAAAUCACAGAUGCUUUCAAUGCAACUACCGUAGUCAAUGCAAACUAUGGUGCAAUUGCUCAAGAAGAUCCAACACAGGAUGCUUAUGAUAGAUAUGUAUCCACGACACGUUAGAUCGAAGAUGCUUAGGCUGUAUUUGAAAAAUAACAAAAAAGCAAUACAACAAAAUCCACGACAACCAAUACAAAAUCGCCUUAGAUCUCACCUAGUUUUACUUAUAAAAAAGCAAUAAGUCAUGAUUUCUAUUUAUAUUUAACUUAUUUUUUGUCACUUUGAAUUUGAAUAAAAACUGUU